AUACUGGUUUGCCUACCUUCGUGAUUAUCUUACUGUCAUCGUAAAAGUUCUCCUGCAAACUCUACAAGAAUGGAAUCGUGUUUUGCAGUUUUUAUAAUCACCACAGUGGUGCUAUUAUCGUCACAACGUAUUCCAACAACGCUCGCUGCACCGGUACCCGAGGAGGACGGCCGUUGGGUCAACCCUUGCGGAGGGGGUCAGCCCAUCUCCGGAUCAGCCUUGAAUCUCCCCACAGUCCCGCCUAAGCCAAUCAGCGAGGAGCUAGCUUCACUGAAACUCAUGGCGCUGACGGCUGUCAGUCUGUGUGACGAGACAUCUUACACAAUACGAUCCAGAAUAGGCACGUCAGUAGCUAAUGCGGCAAGCAGUAUUGUCCUCGAUGGCUUCCCCAGUACAGGCGCUUCAUACACUAACGGAACAACGAUCGAGGAACUGUUUUUGAACGAAGUUCAACGGUUGUCAAAGAUUGAAGUGUUCCUCGAACAAGCUGGCUUUGAUACCUAUGACUAUGCGGACAAAAUCAGACAAGUCGAAAACAAGAAUGUGGAAUUGUUGUGUAAGAUGCACGUUACGAUGAAAGGACUUAACCAGGAAGUGACGACAAAUGUGUCACGUGACAUCAUGCCAGAUGAAUACAGGACCCUGGAUGAGAUAUCUCAGAUCGACGUCAGGAACUACAUCAUGGUCCGUGGCACCCAGGCCGUUGCUGUCGCCAUAUCGGAGGAGAUCGAUGCCUACUUGCAGGACAACAGCUCCUAAUUGAACAGGUUUUGAAUUUGAAAAUGUCACGUACUGUAAAUGGCUAUGUAUUUAUUUUGCUAAUUCAUUGAUAACAUAACGUUCAUGUCAUGCGUGUAUUCAUGUGUAUAUUCAGGCUGUUAUAAAGUGAGAUUGUUAUUAUGCUACUUAACCUGCCAUACAGUCGAGUAAGUGCCACAAACGAUCCUGGCGAUACACCUCCCAACGUACCUGGGACUUGUUUGUUUGUUGUUUAACGCCCCUAUCAGCAAUAUUCCAGCUAUAUGACGGCGGUCUGUAAUUAAUCAAGUCUGGACCAGACAAUCCAG
Haliotis rufescens (red abalone) is the source of this 1067-nucleotide messenger RNA. RefSeq lists its product as uncharacterized. The transcript has 4 exons. The record is from RefSeq and is a predicted model, not a curated record. NCBI's taxonomy places the organism in Eukaryota, Metazoa, Mollusca, Gastropoda, Lepetellida, Haliotidae. Bases 70 to 759 code for a protein of 229 amino acids.